GGAAGCUUUGUGAUGAUUGUGUGAUUGAUGGCGUAUCACUUCAAGUUUUGAACCACUGAAAACCCUUUACUGGUUUAAUCAUGAUCAAUCUGCUAUGAUGCGUGCCUAAGAAGUAACGCUUCAUUCUAGCUGAUAUCAGGGGUAAGGUAUUCCUGUGGACGUUGAAAAUGUUGGAUUGUGUUUGCCCAUUCGCUAGCUAUAUGUUAACAUUUCCUACUGACUGACAAGACAUCAGCCAGAAAUGUGUUAACGUAAUAUUAAACGUACGAAACGUGCAGCGAGAUGAACCGCGCGUUUCCGUUCAGCAUAAAACGGCUGACCAAUUGAAUACAAUAUUUGUGGGUUUAGAAAUUCCACUUGUUACCUGUCCAAGUCGCGGGCAGCUAGUAGCCAACACAAUGUCUAAAGUAGAGCGACUAAACGCCCGGGUGGCGAAAUUGUUGACGGUAGCGGUGCAUGAAGUCCUGGAGGUGGUACGAGAGACGGUGUCGGAGUACCAGGAGAAAACCGCUAGGACCCAGAGGGAGAACGAGAGACUCAGGAGAAAGGUUCAAGAAUUACAGGGAAAACAGAGGAGAGAUUGUGUGGGGGCUGAGUCAUCUGUCAGUGGAGGUACAAUCGAAAUGACCCUCGGAUCUCUGCAGACUUUUACUCUCAAGCAGGAGCAGAACGUUGAAACGCUGCAGGAUUCUGAACUAAAUCAAGUUGACGCCGAACAAAUCAUCAUUAAGUGUGACUCUCCAAGUGAACAUGAUGAAUCCGCCUGCGAAAUGAUCUCUGGGGUCCAGAAUGAGGACUUCACGGAGGAGAAUGACCAGGAUUUAGUUCAUUUUGUGGCCUGCUACAGGAACUCUGCGGCUGUGGAAAUUCCAGUCCUUAGGAAUAUCCAGAAACAUACUCAGAGAUGCAAGGAAGUGACUGGCUGUGAAAUUCCAUCUGAGGAAAGGACUACAACGGAGAGUAAGUUAUUUGUAGACAAACCGCUAUGUCCAGAAGGAGGCUCUAGCACCCAUAACUCAGAACUGAUUGGGUCCCAGCAGUCACGACCCAAACAUCUAGCCAACACGCUAGACACAGACUCCCCUGUCAACACUCUGAACACCUCACCUGCUCACGGUCCACACACUUCCCGUUCAGGACCAGCAAGUUACCCCUACCUCACUGUCACUCAGAUCAAAACCGAGGCGGACACAGAUGAUUUCGGCAGCAGCAGCGGCGCCCUCCAGAGGGGCGAUUAUGUAACUGCAGGCUUUGAAAGUUUCAGGGAUCAGCCGGAACACUCGCUUGACCUCCAGGCGGCAGCAGCAGCAACCUCCAGUUCCUGCAGGGUGGCUUACGUUCCCCCCAGCAGUAACGGUCUCCAAGACGGCCUCUUUCUGGAGAAUGGCUAUGAGGUGACGCUAGAGGCCAACCCGGAUAACCUGGGGGGUCAGCUCAGCGCGGCGCCAAUGAGCCGGCAAGGCCUGGGUGGAGGGUUGGGGGGUCUGCCGCGCCCAUACACGCGCCACCAUCACAACCACCCCAUUGGGGUGCCGAAGCGCUACUGUUGCCCCCUUUGUGGGCGCAGCUUCAACCACGCGGGGGACUUCAAGAAGCACAAGCGGGUUCACACGGGGGAGAAGCCGUACGGCUGCGGCGUGUGCGGAAAGAGAUUCAGCCAGUCGGGCUACCUGACGGUGCAUCUGCGGUACCACACCGGAGAGAGACCCUACAGCUGCGGCCUGUGUGGAAAGAGCUUCAGUCACUCCAGCAACUUCAGGAAACACCAGCAGACGCACGUAGGCCAGAUAGCAUUAAACACGUAACUACAGAAAACCUCCUUUGUGGAGGCGUAGGUUUAGGUCGUUUGGCUUUCGAACAACAUUAUAAGGUGGCUGUGUCUGUGCACACAGACCUCCUUAAGAAUCAUGUCAUCCUGAAUAUGUGGGGAAUGUGCGCACACAUGCUGAUGGAGGCGAUGAUAGUACAUGAUAGGACAGUAUGUAGUUUUGUUGUAUGUUAAAGUGCUUCUAAAUGUACAGCAAGGGCAGAAAUGCACGAAAUACCAGAAACAGGAUGGAUGUACGGUGUUGAAAUAUAAGAAACAUUUGUUUCAUGUCUCUGUAAUUACACAGUUGUUUUAAAGCAUUUUUGUAUUUUGAUAAAACGCACAAACUGCCACCCUGAAGAUGGAACCUUAUUUAUUUCUGUUUGAUAAUGUUGAAUAUAUGUUUAGAAACUUCUAUGUUUUUAUAUAAUGGACAUGCCAUUUGUCCCCACAUGGAUACUGUUUCUCUUCAUCACUCAGCCGAUUACAACAUCUAUUAUGCAGUACUGGUCUCUUCAAAAAGAAGUUUUAAGAUUAUUUUUGAGUUGUGUCAAAGGCGGUGCAAAAUAACUUUCCAUCUGUAAUAAAGUGAUUUGAUAGAA
Messenger RNA from Clupea harengus (Atlantic herring), 2409 nucleotides. RefSeq lists its product as uncharacterized. NCBI's taxonomy places the organism in Eukaryota, Metazoa, Chordata, Actinopteri, Clupeiformes, Clupeidae. Gene Ontology annotation, biological process: regulation of transcription by RNA polymerase II. The record is from RefSeq and is a predicted model, not a curated record. Gene Ontology annotation, molecular function: DNA-binding transcription factor activity, RNA polymerase II-specific; RNA polymerase II cis-regulatory region sequence-specific DNA binding.